AUGAUGGAGCACCUGCGCAAGGUCUUCAAUCUCGUGGCGCAAAUGGACACGCUGGGCUACACCGACCCCGCGCUGAUGCCGCAGCGGAGCGCGAAGGCCCUGUUUGACGCGGUGCGGGCAGUGCGGCUGGCGUGCGGGCAGAAGGCACACGACCUCCUCGUAGAAGAGGCAAGAAAGGCGGCCGCAGCGCAGCAGCUGCCCACUGGCGGCGGCGGCGGGGGUGGUGGUAGGUUGGAAUGA
This is a messenger RNA of Trypanosoma grayi, 240 nucleotides long. RefSeq lists its product as hypothetical. The record is from RefSeq and is a predicted model, not a curated record. The transcript has a single exon. Lineage: Eukaryota; Euglenozoa; Kinetoplastea; Trypanosomatida; Trypanosomatidae. The coding region runs from base 1 to 240 and encodes 79 amino acids.